Diorhabda carinulata is the source of this 2379-nucleotide messenger RNA. RefSeq lists its product as uncharacterized. Bases 1 to 1920 code for a protein of 639 amino acids. The transcript has 2 exons. The record is from RefSeq and is a predicted model, not a curated record. NCBI's taxonomy places the organism in Eukaryota, Metazoa, Arthropoda, Insecta, Coleoptera, Chrysomelidae.
AUGAAGAAGAUUUUUUCAAUUUUAAUUCUUCAUUUAUUGGUGGAUAGUUCGAGGGGCGUAACUUGCAAGAAGCUUUCGUACCAGACCUUAGUGUCUAACUGUUUGGACGAUAUUAUUAAGAACCAAUUCAAAGCCACUCGAACCGCUCUGGUGACGAUAUUAGUAGGAAAUUUGGAGUCCCCUUCGGGGGAAAUACUCGACAAAAUAUUAAUAAAACUCCAGACAUCGUCUCCGUUGUUUAUUUACGCCACGAUCACGGGGGAUUUGGACGUGGAGGAUUACAACGAGAAUAUUUCGCAGAAGUUCGACACGGAAUUUUAUUUGAUCGUGUUGGACGACGAUUGCCGAGUGGAAGACGUUUUGGGUAAUAUCAAAAUGACGCAAACUUUCAAUCCGUACGCGAUGUGUUUGAUUUACUUGGAAACCGAUGCCGAAAAUAAGGAGGAUCGCGUUAGAGAUAUUCUCGAUAUGUUUUUUAGAGCUCGGUUUCGAUCGACUGCUGUUUUGGUACACGAAAAUCAGAGUUUAUUUAAUUUGUUUACAUUUAAUUUUACGUCUUUCGUUAAGGAGACUUGCGAGGCGCCUAAUACUUUGAAUUUGGUCGAUCGGUGUGUACGUGGAAAAAUGUUGAACAAUUCCAAGACUUAUUUCGAAAAAAUACACAUCACGGAUUUUUCUAAUUGCAGUUUGAAUAUUGUGACGAAACCGUAUCCCCCGUUCGUUAUAAACGAUAAACGCGGUUUCGAAAUCGAUUUACUUAAAAUAAUUGGUGAAAAUUUGAACGUCCGUUUCCGUAUAAACGUACACGAAGACGAAAACUGGCGGGAAUCAACGAAUAAUACACGAGAAGGUUUAAUAAAUUACGUCCUUGAAAAGAAAUACCUCGGAAUAGGAAACAUCGGUAUUGGAAAUAUACUAGAUAACGAAUUGGAAUUUUCUUAUAGUUAUCAUUUAGAACCGAUAGUAUUCGUCGUACCCAUAGCACGAGAUAUACCAAGAUGGCGGAUACUGACAGUUAUAUUUACGACGCAGAUGUGGGGGAUAUGCAUAGCAACAAUCGUAGUUUUCGGUUGCGGUUUCUGUUUAAAUAAAAAACACGAAAAUUAUAAUAAUCCAUUUUUAACAUCGUUUCAAAUAAGUAUAACGCAACCGGUACAUGUAUUUCCAAAAAACGAUAUAAAUAGAAUACUAUUCGCAGCACUUAGUGUUCUAAGUAUAAUGUUAACUUCAGCCUAUACUUGUACUUUGAUAAAAGAUCUGAAAAAUCCCAUGAAAGAACAUCAAAUAUCUAAAAACAAAGAAAUACUACAAUUAUCCGAAACUUUACGGUACAAAUUCGGCGGUGAAUCGAUUUACAAACAACUAUUCGAUAAAGAAAUAAUCGAAACUAAUUAUCAAACGAUGUCUGGCGUGAAUGAUACUACGAAAUAUUGGAUAAAAGAAGUAGCAGAAAAAAAAAUUCUAUGGACUUUGUCGAGUGCACAUUAUGUUAGAUAUUUAAUAGCUAUAAACAGUGACGUUACAAAUAAAGGUGACGACCAACCGAAAGUAUACGUUGCCAAAUUUCAUUUCAGUUCGUACCCUUUGAGUAUAGUAGCUAGAAAAGGACAUUUCAUGCUCAAUUCCAUCAACGAAGUUGUAAAAAAAAUGCUCGUCAGUGGAUUAGUCGAUUUUUCGUGGAGGAAAUACGAAAGAAAAAUACUAGAAGAAGAAUCUCGCGAUUCACGUAUAGAUACGGUUCCUUGUGAACCUUUAUCUAUACAACAUUUACAAGGAGCUUUCGUCGUACUUGUUUUUGGGUAUAUUUUCGGUGUAUUGAUGCUUGUAGUCGAAGUGUUUAUCAAAAAAAUAAAGCUUCACAACAAGAUUGUCGGUAUAAGAAAAAGUAUAAUUAAGAAAAUCCUCAAAAAAAAUAAAUAGAACGUAUAAAAGAGUCAAAAUGUUUCUUAAAUCAUUUAUAAUUGUGGACCAGUUGGCAACGUUGUAAAUAAAGUGUCUGUACAAUCUCCAUAGGCGUAACAUAUUAUAAUUAUGUUUAUUUAAAAAAAUAAAUUUAGUAAUACGUUAAAACAUGUGACAAAAAUAAACUAUUAACAAAAAACAUGAUAUUCCUUAUUCAAAAUUGUUUUCAGCAUGUAUCAUAACUAUUUCUUUAAAUCUAUUUAGUCAGUUCUUUGUUGAUGGUGACAUGCUGUCACAGAGUUUUCGAUGUUUUUGAACAUGCUGUCUACUUCCAUAUAACCCAAUAUAUUGUGAUUACUUGAAAGUCACUUUAAAUAAUGCUUUUAACUUUGUUUUCAAUUUUUUUCAUUGCUGUACGUAAUUAAAUAUAAGAUAAUAUCAUUAUUUAUUCAUAAAAACGUACUAUUUUAGUUUAUA